Syzygium oleosum is the source of this 956-nucleotide messenger RNA. RefSeq names its product membrane-anchored ubiquitin-fold protein 4. The coding region runs from base 175 to 531 and encodes 118 amino acids. The transcript has 3 exons. Lineage: Eukaryota; Viridiplantae; Streptophyta; Magnoliopsida; Myrtales; Myrtaceae. Gene Ontology annotation, molecular function: protein binding. The record is from RefSeq and is a predicted model, not a curated record.
UGAGGUGUUUGCUCGUCGUGAUGAUAGGUGAACUGCUCGAGGUUUUGAUUGGUGUUCUGUUGGAAUCUGGGCUCGAGAGGAGGAUCAAUUUUUCCGUGGGGCGAGAGUUUCGAUUGGCUUUGCUUAGCUGGGUGCGGGUCUCGGGGGUUCGAGCUUGGCCGAGGGACUUUGAAAAUGCCGGAAGAGGACCUCGUGGAGCUGAAGUUUCGAUUGUAUGAUGGUUCAGACAUCGGCCCAUUCCAAUACUCGCCCACAUCGACGGUUACCAUGCUUAAAGAGAGGAUUGUUACCGAAUGGCCGAAAGAUAAGAAAAUUGCGCCCAAGACUGCAAAUGACAUAAAGCUGAUAAAUGCUGGCAAAAUAUUGGAAAACAACAAGACAGUUGGACAGUGUAGAGUACCUUUUGGGGAGCUUCCAAAAGCCGUGAUUACCAUGCAUGUUGUAGUGCAGCCAUCCCUCGCAAAAGCAAAGACGGAAAAGAAGGUCGACGAGGUACCGAGGAAACACAUUUGUUCGUGCACCAUUAUGUAAGGAAGUUGCUGGUGAUUCAGAUCAUGGGAUUGUGUGCUUGACGGCGAUUUCUCGCAUUUCCUUGGUGAUGAGCGGAGACGCUGGAAAGAUGUAUUUUAUGAUUCGUUGAUAAUGCCGUCCCUCGAAUGUUUGUCGGUGGGCAUUCUCGUGUACCGUGGCAUGUUGAUAAUUUAGUCGCAUUUCUACGUGGGUGCCCUUCUAUAGCUUCCGUCGCUUCUCUUUCUUCGCUCUCAGUUUUUCUCUUGUUGCUCCCUCUCCCCAGUUUGUCAUACGAGGCUUGUGGUCUAUGUCGCACCAUUCUCCUACUAGAAAGAAUGUGAUGAAAUACUUAAAUGCUAUUGAAAGCAUUUGAUUUCUUUUCGUGUAAAUUACUCUCAAGAGUGAUUUGAUGAAUAUAAUAAUAGCUACACUGGAUAUUUGCAAAA